Molecule: messenger RNA, 1706 nt
Organism: Triticum dicoccoides
Lineage: Eukaryota; Viridiplantae; Streptophyta; Magnoliopsida; Poales; Poaceae
Exons: 3
Coding region: 256-1407 (383 amino acids)
Biological process (GO): asymmetric cell division
Source: RefSeq, a predicted model, not a curated record
CCGGGCCGGGCAGUUGCCACAGUCCGGCAACAGGCGCGCCACGACGUGUCCCGCGUCCACACCGUACCAACGCCACUCCCCGCUGCUCUGCCGCCCGCCCACGCUUCGCUGCUUUUCUCCACACGCCACGCCCGCCGGCGGACGCGUCCUGCCCAUCCUCUGCCCUCUAUCUCUCUUGCUCUCUCUCUCUCUCUCUCUCUCUCUCUCUCUCUCUCUGCCCGCGCGCGCUCUCUUUCGGACUCUAGCUCGUGCGCGAUGGCAUCGGCAGUAGGGGGCGGCAUUGACGGAGCAGCAGCGGGGACGACCAAGAAGAAGAAGAGAAUCUCCGACUGCCUCGUCGACAGCGACGGCGGAGACGAGGUGGCGGGGGAGGACGCCAUGCCGCCCUCGCCGCCUUCCCCCGGCACGCCGCGGCUGCGCAUCCCGGUGUUCACCUGCGCGCGGCUCCGGUUCGUCAGGCUCGGCAGGAAAGGCGGCGGCGGGCGGAAGGAUCAGGUCGCCGCCGAGAAGAGCGAGGCCGCGUCCACGGACUCCUCAGCAGCAGGAUGGAAAGCGCCGAGCAGCGGCGCGUCGCCGACGGAAACUGCCGGCAUGGGGCUGAGCCUGCUGUUCCUCCUCGCCAAGACAUGCGUAGAGCUAAACAAGAUGGCCGAGGUGCGCGCGGAGAUGGAGGCGCUCCUGCGGGAGAUGAGGGACCAGCUGGUGGUCAGGACGACGAAGGUCGGCACGACGACUGCUUCGCCGUGCCAGUGCCACGCUUCGUCCCGUACGCGCACGGACGGCCAAGACGCCGGCGCCACUUCUUCGUCUUCUCCCGAACCGGCGCGUCCUCGCCAUUUCCGUCGUGAUAAGCGCGCUGGACGGAAGCGGAGAGACGGGCCGUUCUACGCGCUGACAGGAAACCCGCUGUUCGACCUCGAGCGAGAACCGUGUGGCCGCGCUGCCGCCUCCUCUUCUGCCAUGGAGACCGCGAGCGAGACGUCGUCUGAAGUGGAGGACCCAUCGGGCUUCAUGGCUGGGGAGCAGUUUCAGCUCAACUGCCGCACCGAGCAAGGAACACCCGAGUCGUCGUCGGACGGGCAGUCGUUCAUCGAGCUGGAGGGGGGGUUCGGAGCCGGAGCCGGUAGAGGCGGCUACAGUGCAAGGCGGUGGCGAGAUUCAGAGGACGGACAGGGGGAGGAGGAGGAGGAGGAGGGGCGCGGCGACGAGGGGGUGUCGGCGGUGGAGCUGGAGAGGCGGCUGCAGGAGCUCCUGCACCGGAGGAGCCGGGAGCGGAUCGAGGAGCUGGAGGCGUCGCUGCGGCGCGCGGAGCGGAAGGUGAUGGAGACGGAGAUGGAGGCGCGGCUGUGGAAGGACACCGCCAAGCUGGCGCUGCAGCCGGGCACGCGCGGCGGUACGGGGCAGUGAUCAAUAUCGACCGUACGUAGUACUUUACUUACUACGUACCUCGUGCGACAGUGAGUAGUGAAUCUCUGGUGCAUUUCCGAAUCUAGGCGAGAGCCCGAACGUGCUAUGUACAUGCUGCGCACGUGCACGGGUGAACGGGAAAAGCUUUAGGUCCAGUUGACGCCUGGCUGGCUGAUGAUGUAUAUACUUGGUGCUGGCGGGUAUACUGCAGAAAUACCUUUUAAAGAACUUUUUGUUUGGUUCAGCUAAGCGCUGAUCAACAAUUACUUUGUUAAUACGUUAGCUCCUGUGACAUAAAA